AUGGUUAUGGCCCCUUCUGCUAUCGAUAUUGAAUACAAAGAAACGAUAAUUUUGAAUGAUAGUAAAAUCGAUCUUAUCGAUAACAAUCAUGGCUUCGACUCCGAUGUGACUGGCUUUGCCUCAAAGGCCCUUAUUCAAAAGGUCCUCAAGGAACAAGUUGCCCGCAUUAACACUGAUACGUGUGAACCGGGUGAGGAAGAUGCGUUCUAUGUCGCUGAUCUAGGCGAGGUUUACCGUCAGCAUCUCCGAUGGAAGAUGAAUCUGGGCAGAGUCAAGCCCUUUUACGCGGUCAAAUGCAACCCCGACAAAGAAGUUCUCAGUCUCCUGUCAAAGUUGGGAACUGGUUUCGAUUGUGCGUCCAGAGCCGAAAUUGACAUGGUUCUGGAGCUAGGCGUAUGCCCAAGUCGCAUCAUCUAUGCUCAACCAUGCAAGACCAAGUCUUAUCUUCGCCACGCAAAGAAGGUUGGAGUGACUCACAUGACAUUCGACAACACGGAUGAGUUGCACAAAAUCAAAGCUUGCUUCCCGGACGCAGAACUGGUGCUCCGCAUCCUGACGGAGGAUUCCACCAGUUUGUGUCGUCUGAGCUCCAAGUAUGGCGCAAGUUUGGAUGAAGCCAAAGUCCUGCUCUCUUUGGCUAAAGAGCUGGAACUCAACAUUGUCGGUGUGAGCUUCCAUAUUGGAUCUGGAGCGAGCGAUCCGGACUCCUUUGGGAAAGCCGUCAAAGAUGCGCGACAUGUCUUCGACCGGGCUGCUGAAUUCGGCUACGAUCUCAAAUUACUCGACGUAGGUGGCGGAUUCGUGGAUGACACGUUCGAAAUGUUCGCUGCCAAUUUAAACGACGCCAUCGACGAGCACAUUCCUUCCCACGUUCGAAUCAUUGGGGAGCCCGGUCGCUAUUACGCAUCCAAUGCCUUCACUCUUGCUACCAAUGUCAUUGCGAGGCGCGAAGUGGCCGCAGAGAUCCCAGGUGACAAGGCCUACAUGCUGUACUUGAACGAUGGUGUCUACGGCAAUUUCUCCAAUAUCAUCUUCGAUCAUCAGCGUCCGGUUCCACAGAUUCUCUCAGCCGGAUCCGACAGUGACAAACUCGUCGAGUAUUCGAUUUGGGGUCCGACAUGCGACGGAAUUGACGUCAUCGCCGAUCGGCAUUUCUUGCCCGGCACUCUCGGUGUCGGUGACUGGCUCUACUUUGACAACAUGGGGGCGUAUACCAAAUGUUCGGCUACCAGGUUCAACGGCUUUCGUGACGAUCAUGAGAUCAUCUACAUCUCCAGCGAGCCUGGCGCGUCAGCCUUGUUGGGCUAUUGA
Messenger RNA from Exophiala aquamarina CBS 119918, 1311 nucleotides. Its product is annotated as ornithine decarboxylase. The transcript has 2 exons. The record is from RefSeq and is a predicted model, not a curated record. Bases 1 to 1311 code for a protein of 436 amino acids. Gene Ontology annotation, cellular component: cytoplasm. NCBI's taxonomy places the organism in Eukaryota, Fungi, Ascomycota, Eurotiomycetes, Chaetothyriales, Herpotrichiellaceae. Gene Ontology annotation, molecular function: ornithine decarboxylase activity.